CCAUUAUUUUAUUUGGAAAAGAAUUUAAAAUCAAUCAAUUUGGACAAACACAGUUAUCAGCAACGGAUCACGUCCAAAUAUCUCCAACUUCAAAGAAAACCAGGAUUGUAGUCAACAAUGGCAUAACAUCUUCCACCUACUUACAGAAAUUUUCAUAUUUUGCCAUAGAUUUCUUCGGAACUUUCAAUAUUUCACCCCCAAACAUCAAAUUUCUGAAGUUCUGCCAUUCAUGCUUAAGUAUCAUAAUAUUGUGAUUUGCGCUUUCUUUACAAGCUUCAUCUUGUUUUACAUCCAUCUCAGCAGAUAUUUUUGAAAAAGUAAUCUUCUGUUUUGCCUGUAAGUAGUCGUUCUUGCACUGGUAAAUGGGGUUAAGAUGUAUUCACACUCACUAAUCAAAAUCCAUUUCAUAAAAUUUUCAAGAAAUCUGGAAGAGAGCGCCAAUCAGAUCCAUGAUCCACAUUUGAUGAGCGUUGACUUCGACUAUUGAUGUUUCUUCAAAGGCCUUCAAUGCUUUUCGAGUGAUGUUCAUAUCUAUCGGAUAAAUCUUAAAAUAUCCAUUUCAAGAAAUACGUUUUUCAAGUUGAGAGAAAGCUGAAUUUGAUGGUGGAGGAAGGGAAAGAUAACGAAAUCCAUAACAAGGAAGAGCAAGUUGAAGCGGAUGAAAAUGGAAGCCCCAAAAGAGGGAUCUUUGUGGGGUUUAAUAUUAGGGGCCCAAUCGAUUGGCUGAGAAUGCUAUCAAGGGAAACACAUUGGAGUUCUGUGGUCGCUGUUGUGGUUGUUUAUGGAAUAAAUCAAGGAUUCGGUGGAUCUCUUGCUAGAGUGGGCACAGAGUACUACAUGAAAGAUGUGCAAAAAGUUCAACCAUCUGAAUCACAAGCUUUCACAGGAAUAACAAAUAUUCCAUGGAUUAUUAAACCCAUUUGGGGUCUUCUUACAGAUGUUGUUCCCAUUUUCGGGCAUAGACGCAGACCUUAUUUCGUUCUUGCUGGUAUUGUGGGAAUUCUAUCGAUGUUUUUCUUGUCGUUCCAUGAAAAGCUGCAUAUUGUGCUAGCACUGGCGGCGCUAACAGCCGGAAGUGCUGGAGUUGCUAUAGCAGAUGUGACUAUUGAUGCGUGUGUAGCACAGCAUAGUGGUGUUCAUCCUUCUCUUGCUCCAGAUAUGCAAAGCUUAUGUGCCUUGAGUUCUUCCAUUGGAGCUCUAAUCGGAUUUUCUUUGAGCGGUGUCUUUGUUCAUCUAAUUGGUCCCAAGGGAGUUUAUGGGUUGCUAAGUAUACCAUAUGCGCUUGUGGUACUGGUUGGUGUUGUGCUAAAGGAACCCCAAUCACCUAGCUUUGCUUAUAGACAGAUCCGUGAGAAAUUUGUUGAUGCUGCUAUGGUUAUGUGGACUACUCUGAAAAGCCAAGAUGUAUGGAGGCCAUGUUUGUAUAUGUAUCUCUCUUUUGCUUUGAGUUUGAAUAUCUAUGAAGGCCUCUUCUAUUGGGAAACUGAUUCAAAAGCCGGCCCAUCUUUCUCCCAGGAGGCUAUUGGUUUUGUUUUAUCGAUUGGCUCAGUGGGAUCCCUUUUAGGCGCGAUAUUAUAUCAAUACACUUUAAAAACUCAUCCUUUCCGAGCUCUGCUAUUUUGGACUCAAUUAUUUUUCGGUUUAUCAGGAAUGCUAGAUCUUGUCUUCAUCCUAAGACUUAACCUUAAACUAGGAAUCCCAGAUUACUUCUUUGCGGUUAUCGAUGAAAGUGUGUUCCAAUUAGUCGGGCGUUUAAAAUGGAUGCCACUACUUGUCUUAUCUUCACAACUUUGUCCACCUGGCAUUGAAGGCACGUUCUUCGCUUUGCUCAUGUCAAUUGACAAUUUUGGCCUCAUGUCUUCAACAUGGUUAGGUGGUUUACUUCUUCAUGUCUUGAAUGUUACAAGGACACAAUUUGACAACUUAUGGUUGGCAAUUUUGAUACGAAAUGUGCUGAGAAUUGUACCUCUUUGUUUUCUGUUUUUGGUGCCUAAAAGUGAUGCUGAGUCAUUGGGGUUUUCACGUAUGGAAGUAUUGAGUGUUUUAGAGGAUAGUGAAAAUGGUAUACAAGUAUCGAGUAGUUUAGAAGAAGAUAGUGAAAUAUUGUUGAAACAUGAGGAGGAGGUGGAACUUACGCCACUUGUUACUAGUGUUCGUAGUUGAUAUAGGGUUUUGAAUGUGUUGAGAAACAUUAUUCUUUUUGUUUUUUUGUUACAUUUAUUUGGUAAAGAGGGAAAAUCAGGUGACAAUUUUGUUAUAUGUUUGUUCAUUGAGAAAGACAAUAUUAAAGAUAUGAUGUGUAGAGAGUUUGGAGAUGAACUUUUUCAGUCCUUUGGGUUCAUGAAAAUACAGUGUAUGUGAG
This is a messenger RNA of Lactuca virosa, 2362 nucleotides long. NCBI's taxonomy places the organism in Eukaryota, Viridiplantae, Streptophyta, Magnoliopsida, Asterales, Asteraceae. The record is from the annotation of a GenBank genome assembly.